AUGAGGUUUUCGUUUUUGAAUCUAACACGGAAGAACAAUGUGGAAUAUGAAGUAGCCCCUUUGUACCAGAUUGAAAGAAACCCCAAUGUACCACAGCUGCCGCUUUCCGUGAUGUUGAAUAUCACAUCCUAUGUCAACGACCGAAGAACUUUUAAUCAUCUGACGCUUGCCUGCAAAGACUUGAGAAGUCUUACUUCCGAUAACAGUGGCUUGGAAUUUUCAAGGCGACAACGAGGAACAAUACCACCACCAUGGCCAUGUACGAGAUUUUUCAAACCCAAAGCGAGUGCCAGGUGGGUCACCUGUGCCAAAUUUUCUCCCGACGAUCAAAUGUUGGCGGUAGCGGCAGGCCCUGUCAAGUUUUGGAACAGACAAUUGGGGCAAAUUGUUUCCAGAGGAAAUAACAAUGUCCGCAAUACCUCAAGUCUUACCUUAGGAUUUGUGGGAAACGAUCACCUGGUGACAGCUUCGAAACGUACUUUGAGCGUAUGGAAUUUGAGGGAGGACGGGGUGGAAGAGUGUCAAGCUCCACUCAAGAAACCUGUGGUGCAAAUGCUGAUACAUAUGAUGUCAUGUAAUUCUUCUGGAGAACCCUCGUCGACAUUAGUGAUAACUUGGGGAUAUCACGGAAUAUUGGAAUUGUGGCUUUUGUCAGCAGAUCGCCGUUCGAUUCAAUUGGAUGUGACCAUCGACUUGGACCAACUCGAUGGUGCUUCCUCAGAGGUAGUAUCAGUAUCACCAUGUGGGACAAUGAUUGCCUAUUGUAGGAAUAACUAUGUCGUGGACAUUAAAAAGCUCGAGCUUGGAAGCAACGGAGAUGGCGAGGACGAUGGCGCUUCCAAGAUUUCGUUCCAGAACCUGUUUUCAGUGCAAACCGAAAAUCGGCAGGCACCUUACACUUUAGUACGAUUUGCACCCGAUGGCAAGACGCUACUACUGGGUUCCGAAGAUGGAACUUUAUUAUUCUACAGCAUCGAAACGAAAAGGCGUGUCCACGACAUGGUUAUUAAGAAGAACAAGUGCAUCAAUUGCAUUGCCUUUUGUGAUUUAAUGGUAGCCGUGGGCUGUGGAUCCAAGAUUUAUCUUUUCCGCCGUGGCGAUUUGGAUCGAUAUGACACAUUGUUCUUUGAUCGAACAUUGCGGGGACACAGUGAUCGCAUCGAGUCUCUGGAUUUCACUCGGGAUGGACGGAAUCUAGUCUCGGCUGGUGACAAGACCUUUAUUAUUUGGGAUGUUCACUCGAUGGAUGCACUGAGUUCUGUGUAA
This is a messenger RNA of Cylindrotheca closterium, 1266 nucleotides long. The record is from the annotation of a GenBank genome assembly. Lineage: Eukaryota; Bacillariophyta; Bacillariophyceae; Bacillariales; Bacillariaceae.